Pundamilia nyererei is the source of this 5893-nucleotide messenger RNA. Its product is annotated as neurofascin-like. The record is from RefSeq and is a predicted model, not a curated record. The transcript has 9 exons. Gene Ontology annotation, molecular function: protein binding. Bases 1 to 1053 code for a protein of 350 amino acids. Lineage: Eukaryota; Metazoa; Chordata; Actinopteri; Cichliformes; Cichlidae.
AUGUAUGGGCAGAGCUCUUUCCAUUUCUGGGUACCUCCUACUGCAGACUACCAGUCCAAUACCAAAAACUUUACUGACACGACAGAUCUAGUCGAGCUUACCGACUCCUUUGUGGCUUCUGGUUUCACUCCUACUCCUACUCCUUUUGGUUAUCCUUCUCCUACUACCAUUGCUCCUACAACCAUUAGUACCUCAGCUACUCCCACUCCUACAACUACGACUUCAACCACUACUAUUGCCACCACUUCUACUACUGAGGCAACCACUACCAUCCUUCCAAUGCUGUUCACCACCAAGCGUAUUGACCAGAAUGUGUUGGUGGCUUCUGGGCGAGAGAUCUGGAAUUUGACGGUGGAGCCUAACAGUAACUACGCUAAAGUCAGCUGGACGCACAACUUCCCGGCCAGCAGCAGCGAUUUUGUACUAGAGUUCACUCUGGACAGUAACAAGACGAAGAAAGAUGUAAAGAGUCAACAGCCCCCCAUUAAUGUGGUGGAUCUCAUCCCAGGCGUCGUGUAUCACCUGAGAGUUUACUCCCAUCUAUUCAACAGUGUCAGCAGCAAAUCUGUCACCUUUAAGACCAAAGCAGCCUACAUAGACCAGGUAGACAUAGCCACGCAGGGCUGGUUCAUCGGAUUGAUGUGCGCCAUCGCCCUUAUCAUCCUGAUCCUCCUCAUCGUCUGUUUCAUCAAGCGGAGUCGUGGAGGAAAGUACCCAGGUGGUGGCUACACGAGCUGUUUCACAAAGGCUCUGGUGCGAGAUAAAAAAGAUCUCCCCUUGGACGCGGUGGAUCAAAAAGACCAGGAUGGAUCCUUUGAUUACCACAGCGACGAGGACAACAAGCCUCUGCAGGGCAGCCAGACUUCACUGGAUGGCAACGUAAAGGAAAGCGACGACAGCCUGGUGGACUACGGCGAGGGAGGAGACGGGCAGUUCAACGAAGACGGUUCUUUCAUCGGCCAAUACACAGUGAAGAAGGACAAGGACGAGACGGAGGGCAACGAGAGCUCCGAGGCCACUUCGCCUGUGAAUGCCAUCUACUCGCUGGCAUAGCGGCUCAACAGCGCACACGGGGAACUUGGACUCUCUGAUUUGUUAUGAUAGAACCACACACAUGAUUCUAUGAGUAUAUGAAACACAUUACACACAGUGAAAGCAGCAGUGGCACCAGUCUGGAGACUGUCUAGGCUCUCCUCUGCAGGUAACGUGGAAAAAGAUGCGACCACAAGCCUUUAAUUUAUUUUUCCAGUUCUAACAAUAUGGUCCAUGGACACAUCUGGAGAAAGUGGACGAUGCUCGUUUUCCUUUGCGCUCUGCCUGCCCUUUACCCACACAGACUUGAAGUGUGCCUUCGGGAGGCAUCAAACGUUCUUUAGAGAUUUUUUGGUUUGUGACUCAGCUCUGCUUCCCGAUAACCUCCCCCGUGCCCGGCAUACCUCUGCGUAACCAAGUAAAGUAGUCACAGAGGUUAAAUAUACAUACACACUCUGGCCACAUCCUGUAACAUAUCAGCUUCUAACCAUAGGAUGCCGGCAGAUAUGUUUAUCAUAUUGAUAUUUAGGCAAUGAAAGAUUUUAGUUUUUCCACAGCUGAUAGAGGAGUCCGUGAAACUUAACGAAUGCUGUAUAAAGUCCUGGCACACAUUUUAGUGCCCUGCAAAUCUAUGCACUAUCACCUCCUUCAUACCAUUUUUGGUUCCAUCUGGUUAGUAAAAGUACACAUUGUGGGCUUCUUUUUAGCAGGUUCAGUCCCAAGGUGGUUUGCCUUGGACUUUGUUGCAUCUGUUCCCUCUUAUCCUGUGUUGCAGUUGUUCAAAAUGCUUUUGCUGGGUAAAGCUGUUUCAUGCUUUGUGCUCAGUUACAGUAUGUGGUUAAUUAAACCCAACGUUGUUCUGAAGCAUGGUCAUAAACUUAGUGCGAGAGAAAUGUGAUAGGUUUGCUCGAGAAACACCAGCGCACUAAAAAACAGUGAAUUCCCUAAUUAGCAUGUGGGCUUGUGCUACAUUCAUGUCUAGCUGACAGGGUUCGAGGGCAAUGGUUCCCACACUAAUAUGGGAAUCAUCGCCAUCAUGUUGUCAGAAUGUGGGAAAAACUGCAAAAGGAAGAAGUUUGAAUUCAAUGUGUCCUGCUGUGAACGUAAUCGUGAAAGACACUGGAAAUGUCCAGUCUGCUAUCCAAAGACAGUUUAGUCUGUGAACUCGAGGAGGUGUGGAUCAAACUGCCAACCUCGCAGUUAUUGGAUGAGCUCAUCAAAGCACAAGCUGACUGGUCAGUCACAGUCCUGGAUCAAUAUUCUUCUGAUAUUGCAGGACAACUGUGAGGCUCCUUAAUUCUGUUGACUUUGUUAAAGAGUUACAUCCAAUCAGGUAAACUGGCAGUUUUGAAAGUGUGUUUUAGAACCAGGCCAAAUGUAUGGUGGUCACACAGGGACAUAUUUCAACUGAAAGAAAAUAUUCUUCUGCCCCUCUUUAGCACUGCGAGUGUCAGGUUAGCAUCUUCGUUUUGUCUCCUGGGUCAUGAAUGUAGCACCAGAAGUCAUGAUCCAUAAGCCGUGUCCACACUAACCUUUGUGCGUCCAGCUUCACUCCGGCUGUGCAGACAUCAGUACCACACACUGUAUACAAUGACCUCCAGUACUCACUGUUACUGGAACAGCCACACGUGUUGAUCUGAAAGAGUCCACAUAGAUACGUUCAAUUCUUUUACUUUUUGCCUUGAGGUGCUUUAUAUUGCAAGCUACAACAUGGGUGAGCGAAGGCCAACAAUCACAUGAUGUAGAUAAGGUGCAUCCUAAUCAGUGAGGUAAGUGCACUGCACUCUGUGCAGCCUGACCCCACCUGCACAGAGGGACCUCUUUGGAUCUUUAUGAACUUGAUCCGUUUCUUAUCGCUCCAAAAAGACAUAAUUACAAAACACUGCUACGUGAUACAAAUGAUUUAAAGAAUGAAAAGUACAAUUCACAGCCACAAAUGAAAGUUAUCCGCUUCAUUUGAUGUUUUUGAGGUUCACUCCUGCUGCAUUUACUGAAGCUACUAUUAACCCCUGAGUGCUACAUCAAACAGGCGGACAUUUGGAAUAUUUAUUUGGUAUUUAUUACAUGAUGUGGAAAGCAUUAAUAUAUUAGUUCUUAAUUUAAUUCACUUCAUCUUUAUGUACAACUGAGCCAAACUACCGAUGGCUACAGAAUAAAGUUAUUGUUCAUCGCGAGAGGCAUCAACACACAACUGUAUCUUCAACAUAUUUUUCUAGCAGCUACGUUUUCUGCUGUACUGACGUCUCUGUCCAUCCUUAUACUCAUGCUGUGUUACUGUUACUCUGUGUUGUUGUUCAGACUUAAGUAGCAUAACCUUUCCAUCAUUCUGAGAAUGAAUCGAUGUGUGUUCAUUAUUGCAGAUCAUUUGGUAUUUAUUUUGUACAUCAGAGUCCUGAAAGAAAAUCCUACCUUUGUAAAUAUUGAAGACUUGACCCCCACCCGCCCAAUGAGUCACAAAUCUGCAUCCACCAAGCAGCUGUAGUGGUGCAGUCUGUCCUGCACCUUUGUUAUGUAGCUUGGAUUAAUCUUUGCACUCUGAGGAAGAGUCAUCCCUUUGCGUUGUCAUAUACGGACUGUGGCAAGCCUUCUCAGGUGAUGGCUUGGUUUGUGUUGUGAAAGAGAAACAUGUUCGAUUCUACUGUGUUCAAAGUAACAGCUCCUGCAGCGUACUACCUGAGUUACACAAACCACUACAAGACCUGAGAACAUGAAUUUCCUGAGGUCCCCUCCUUGUCUCAGAUAGAGGCUGGAUACACAGGCAUGACAUGUGUCUCAUUACAGGGGUCAACAACUUUGACCCCUGUAAUGUAUUCCACUUUGUUUGUUGGUCUUUGUUCCCCAUUACAACUCUUCUCAGGUGCUCUUUGUCAACUUGUAAAUCUGCAUAUCCACAAAAACCUUGGUAAGAAGUCUUAAACUGGGGAAAAUCAUUCAUUUUCUGAACUUCCUCUUUCUUAAUGUGUCCUAGUGUGAGACGGCCAAUUAACUGCAGCCCCAAACCUGACAUGUGUUUCAAACGAUCCACAGCAAACAGGUACAGUGUGAUAUCAGACCACAUCAAAAUAACACUUCCACAAUCCUCAGCUGAUACACUUACACUGCAGAAUGAAACGGUUUUACUAGUUUUGAUCUCUGUAACAAAGACCAAAGGGAUGUUUGUCAUGAUGAUAUAUAAUCAACACUAAGCGUUCGGUAAAACUAACAUUUAAACGGCGUGUUCUCUUCUGUCUAGAAUCCGUUGACAGCUCUCUCUCGAGCACUGUACAGAUGAACCUUGGCAGUGUUAAUACAAUACAGAGUUGGACGAGCUGCUUGCUAAUGGCUGCAGUAAGAGGCAAGCCUUUCUAAUUCAGUCAGUUUGAUUUGUUAAAGCAAACUCAACACUUUAUGUGUACACUGAAGGACACGUGAAGGACACUAAAGGAGUAAAACUCCUCAAUCAUUUCAUGCAAUGGGAAAGCCUUUAUUCUUCCUGUGAGAUGUUUGCCUGCAUACUGUAUGCAAAAACACUGAACGAGACCAGACAACCACAAAGCCAGGCAGAUCAGCAUCCACAUCUAUUGGAGAUAAAGAAUCUGAAUUUCAGGAGUGGGACAUGCCUCCAAACAUGCUCCUUCUGGUUCUUUUCUACAUAUGACUCCCCCACUUCUGGUUUUCAUGCCCCACCCUCACCUCUUCACUUCUCAUCAGUACACAGAUCUGCCAUGGAAACAGGGCAUGUGUUUUUGGACUUUGAUGGGAAUAUUUGUAUUCUUUUAAUAAUUUACCUUGAGUGUUUUUGCCAGGCUGUCUCUAUCCCCAUCUGUGCUACAUCCAAGUGUUAGCUACAGUUAUCCUUCUUGUGAUGUAGCACAAUGCCACUUGAAAUUGAUUGAAGUUACCUGCUUAGCAGGGCGCCAGGUUAAAAACAGUUGUAGAGUUGGAUUUUCAUGAAACACAUGCUUAUUUGCUUCCUACAGUGGGUUUAGAAGUUGACCCAGACCACCUGCUGCUUAAGUCUGCAGAGGAGAAGGCCACUUUACUUAUGACAGACCUUGUGGCUCCAAAGUGAAAUUUGAGUUUGAGCAUCUCUAAAACAGAGCCCAGUAGUUUCCUUCUCAUUGCUGAUCUUAUAUUUCUCACAGUACGUCCCAGUCAUCUGUCCUCUCUCCUGAAUGUUAAAGCAGUGUCCUCUGAGUUUUAAUCAGCAGGAUGACUCCUCCCAUGCUGUACUGUGUUGACUAGCAGGACGCUGCUUGUGAAACUGACACAGACAGUGAGACAGAGCACUGGAAGAGCAAUAUUUGGUUGAAGAGCAGGUCUGAAUUGUAUCACUGGAACUGGAAAUCUUUGCUAAAAACCAUCACACACACCACUCCUUACUCGCUCUGCUGCUGCCCAUCCACCAACCUCCACUGGUGGACCACAGCAGGGAUGCUGGCAACAUAAAGAAACAAAGGUAUACAAAGCUUCGUGUGUGUCUACACAUCAGUUUAUGGUGCACAAAGACCAAGCUUCUUUUUCUUCACUCUUCACAUUAUCUUAGCUCACCUUUAAUUGGGGAUGAAAAUAGUCAAUGUGUAUUUUUACAGCCUUUGCUUUUCCUUCAGUUUAAAAUGCUGCAAAGUGUCAGAACUUACUGGUGCACGUUUCCAGCUGGAUUUUUCACAACUGCGUCAUAUUGGCAUCUUCUUGUUUUUACCAUGUGUAUCAGAGCAGCGUGUUCACACCUUGCUUCUACAUGCAGCAUAACAGCUUUUGUAAGGUACAUCUACUCUACAGGAAAUGGCUUAAAUAUAUUCACCAUGUAUGCGUGUAUGAUGACAUGUUGCAACUUCUGCUAGUGCGCCUUCUUUAUAGUAAAGCUAUCUCCUUUUCUCUA